AUGGAGAAACCCACGCUCAAGGCCCGUAUUGAUGGUUGUUUUACUUUUUUAUAUGAUUCCAGCAAAGGGACAGUUCUUGGCAGAGGUCCUAGAAGCUGGUGUGAGAUCACAGUGUUCUAUAUAAUAUUCUUUGCAUGCCUGGCUGGAUUCUUUGCCGCCACAAUUGCAGGAUUUUACCAGACUAUAGAAGAACAUCAGCCUAGGUUACAGGGGACCAGCAGUAUAUUAAGGGCAAAUCCUGGAAUGGGCUAUGAGCCAAUGCCAGAUAUGGACACAACUUUGAUAUAUGCCAGAAAGAUAGAGAAAGAAAGACAAGCCUAUGUUGAUAGUAUCAACAAAGUCCUGAAAGCAUACAACACAACUGGCCUGGUGAGUACAGACUGCACUGGUAUCAAUGAAACCCGCUUGGAUGCAAAAGUUCCCUGCCGGGUGAACUUCACUGCCCUGACUGAAGGCUGUAAUGAAGCUAAUGCCUAUGGGAUGCUGGAAGCCAAGCCUUGCGUGCUGCUGAAGCUGAACAAAAUUUAUAACUGGAUACCAGCUGUGUGGGAUGUCGAAGAAGCUCAGACAGCAUCAGCUGUCCCGGAAUACAUCAAGAAGAAGUACACUAACGACAGAAUAUGGGUCGACUGUCACGGAGAGAAUCCCGCUGAUGACGACAACCUGGGACUAGAUGCAAUCACCUAUUACCCCCAGCAGGGUUUCCCUCUAGCAUUCUACCCAUACAUGAACCAGAAGGACUACCGCUCUCCACUGAUGUUUGUCAAAUUCAACAAUGUCACCAACCACUUGGGUCUUAUGAUUGAAUGUAAAGCACUGGCCAAGAACAUUGUUGUGGAUAGAACUGACAAGGAAGGCGGCGUCCACUUUGAGCUACUAAUUGAUCCUUGA
Candidula unifasciata is the source of this 891-nucleotide messenger RNA. NCBI's taxonomy places the organism in Eukaryota, Metazoa, Mollusca, Gastropoda, Stylommatophora, Geomitridae. The record is from the annotation of a GenBank genome assembly.